Messenger RNA from Varanus komodoensis (Komodo dragon), 1065 nucleotides. RefSeq names its product opioid binding protein/cell adhesion molecule like (gene OPCML). Gene Ontology annotation, cellular component: neuron projection. Lineage: Eukaryota; Metazoa; Chordata; Lepidosauria; Squamata; Varanidae. The transcript is spliced from 9 exons. Bases 1 to 1065 code for a protein of 354 amino acids. The record is from RefSeq and is a predicted model, not a curated record.
AUGGGGGUCGGUGGGUGCUUAGUCCUGCCCUGGCGGUGCCUAGUCGUCCUGUGUCUUAGGGUGCUGUUCCUUGUGCCCGCAGGAGUGCCGGUGCGCAGCGGAGAUGCCACCUUCCCCAAGGCUAUGGACAACGUGACCGUCAAGCAAGGGGAGAGCGCCACCCUCAGGUGUACUGUGGAUGACCGGGUGACCCGAGUCGCUUGGCUGAACCGGAGCACGAUCCUUUACGCUGGAAAUGACAAGUGGUCAAUAGAUGAUCGGGUGGUUAUUCUCACGAACACCAAAACUCAGUACAGCAUCAAGAUCCAAAACGUGGACAUAUAUGAUGAAGGACCUUACACCUGUUCUGUUCAAACAGACAAUCAUCCAAAGACAUCGCGGGUCCAUCUUAUCGUGCAAGUUCCUCCUCAGAUUAUAAACAUCACAUCAGACAUCACUGUCAAUGAAGGCAGCAGCGUAACCCUCUUGUGCUUGGCCUUUGGGAGACCAGAACCGAUGGUGACAUGGAAGCAUCUCUCCCGCAAAGAAGGCCAGGGGUUUAUAAGUGAUGAUGAAUACCUAGAGAUCAUGGGCAUCACCAGGGAACAGUCUGGGGAGUAUGAAUGUACGGCAGCGAAUGACGUUGCAGCACCAGAUAUCCGGAGAGUAAAGGUCACCGUAAACUAUCCUCCAUCCAUCUCCAGUCCCAAGAACACUGGAGUCUCAGUUGGCCAGAAGGGAAUCCUACGCUGUGAAGCCUCUGCUGUCCCUGUAGCAGAAUUCCAAUGGUUUAAAGAAGAAACCAGAUUAGCCAAUGGGCUAGACGGAGUGAGAAUCGAGAACAAAGGUCGAAUGUCUACACUAACCUUCUUCAAUGUCUCAGAGAAGGAUUACGGCAACUAUACUUGUGUGGCUAUCAACAAGCUGGGGAACAGCAAUGCCAGUAUAAUUCUGUACGAAAUAAAUGAACCUCCGGCACUGGCAGGCCCCGGAGCAGUACACGAUGGCAACAACGCAGCUUCCAGAGCAGCGGCCUGUUUCUGGCUCUCAGGCACCCUCUUUGCUUAUUUCCUCCUCAAGUUUUGA